AUCGUUGCCAUGGUUGUACCCACGUUAUACCUUUGACCCUCGGAGGCAGAUCUUGCAGACUGUUAAACAACAAAGAGGGAGGGAGGGAGAGAGAGAGAGAGAGAGGCUGUCGGGUAGAGAGCAGAUCGCACCACCCAAUUAAAGGGAGAGAAGCAGCGAACAUGUCGGAUAAUAUCCCGCUGCACCCUGUCCGCCAUAAGAAGAGCCACGAUUCCAAACAGCGGAGCGGAUGCUGUAGUUGUUGCUGUAGGGGAAGAGAUUUCAAACCUCGCACCGUGUGGCUUGGACAUCCAGAGAAAAGAGAACAGAAAUACCCACGAAAUGUCAUCAAUAAUCAGAAAUACAACAUCUUUACCUUUCUCCCUGGGGUACUUUAUAACCAGAUGAAGUAUUUCUUCAAUCUAUACUUCCUCCUGUUGGCAUGUUCUCAAUUUGUGCCAGAUCUGAAGCUUGGUGCCCUGUACACAUAUUGGGCUCCAUUGGGUUUUGUCUUGGCCGUCACGAUCAUCAGGGAAGCAGUGGAGGAGCUGCGAUGUUACGUCCGAGACAAAGAAGUGAACUCCCAGAUCUACAGCAAGCUCACAGCCAGAGGUACCGUGGUUGUCAAGAGCUCAAAUAUUCAAGUGGGGGACUUGAUUAUUGUGGAUAAGGAUCAAAGGGUACCUGCUGACAUGAUCUUCCUCCGUACAUCAGACAAAGGCGGGUCCUGUUUUAUCCGCACUGAUCAGCUGGACGGUGAGACCGACUGGAAGAUGCGUUUACCUGUUGGAUGCACGCAGAGGUUACCCAUUGCAGCUGAUCUGCUACAAAUACGGUCCCAUGUUUAUGCAGAAGAACCAAACCUUGAUAUCCACAGUUUUGUGGGGACUUUCUCUCGGGAGGAUAGUGACCCACCAAUUAAUGAGAGUUUAAGCAUUGAAAACACAUUAUGGGCCAGUACGGUUAUAGCAUCAGGCACAGCAGUGGGUGUUGUUAUCUACACAGGCAAAGAAAUGCGGAGUGUUAUGAAUACUUCCCACCCAAAGAACAAGAUGGGGCUGUUUGACCUGGAGGUGAACUGUUUAAUGAAGAUCCUGUUUGUUGCACUGGUGGUGUUAUCCCUUGUGAUGGUCUCCCUGCAGCACUUCCGGGGACGGUGGUACCUCCACUUGUUUCGCUUCUUUCUUCUCUUUUCCCACAUAGUUCCUAUCAGUAUUCGUGUAAACCUGGACAUGGGAAAGAUGGUCUACAGUUUGAUGAUUCGGAGAGAUGACAAAAUUCCUGGCACGGUGGUACGGGCCAGCACCACUCCCGAACAGCUUGGGAGAAUUUCCUUUGUUCUAACAGACAAGACAGGAACCCUUACAAAAAAUGAAAUGCAGUUCAGGCGUCUUCAUUUGGGGACAGUGUCCUAUGGAUUGGAUUCAAUGGAUGAAGUGGAGAGCCACGUUUUUAGUGCUUAUACACAGCCUCCAGCUGCUUCACAAGAUAAAUCUUCAUCAGCAUUUCCGAAAAUACGUAAAACGGUUGCCGUUCGUGUUCACGAGGCAGUGAAAGCAAUCGCUCUGUGCCACAACGUCACGCCCGUCUACGAAUCUCGGGGACCUGACUCCACUGACCAAGCUGAAGCUGAGCAAAACUAUGAAGAUGCUUGUCGAGUUUACCAAGCAGCCAGUCCAGACGAGGUCUCGCUGGUGCAGUGGACAGAGUGUGUGGGCCUGACUCUGGUGGGCAGGGACCAGUCCUCCAUGCAGCUGAGGACACCAGGUGGACAGAUUCUGAACUUCACCAUCCUGCAGGUGUUCCCAUUUACCUACGAGAGCAAACGCAUGGGGAUCAUUGUCAAAGAUGAAUCCACAGGAGAAAUUAUGUUCUACAUGAAAGGAGCUGAUGUGGUCAUGAUGGGAAUUGUUCAGUACAAUGACUGGCUUGAAGAAGAGUGCGGCAAUAUGGCCAGAGAAGGACUCAGAGUUCUGGUUGUUGCCAAGAAGUCCCUAACAGAGGAACAGUACCAGGAUUUUGAGAAUCGUUACAUUCAAGCAAAGCUGAGUGUGCAUGACCGGUCAUUGAAAGUCGCUACGGUUAUUGAGAGCUUGGAGAUGGAAAUGGAGCUGCUUUGCCUGACUGGGGUGGAAGACCAGCUGCAGGCGGAUGUCAGACCCACCCUGGAAAUGCUGAGAAAUGCUGGAAUAAAGGUCUGGAUGCUCACUGGAGAUAAACUUGAGACAGCAACAUGCACAGCAAAAAAUGCACACCUGGUAACUCGGAAUCAAGAUAUCCACAUUUUCCGAACAAUAACUAAUCGAGGAGAAGCCCACUUGGAACUUAAUGCUUUCAGAAGGAAACAUGACUGUGCACUGGUCAUCUCUGGAGACUCCCUAGAUGUUUGCCUGAAGUUCUAUGAGUACGAGUUUAUGGAACUUGCCUGUCAGUGCCCGGCUGUUGUGUGUUGUCGAUGCGCUCCCACACAGAAAGCACAGAUCAUACGCCUGUUACAGCAACGGACCCGCAAACUAACAUGUGCAGUAGGGGACGGAGGUAACGAUGUGAGUAUGAUCCAGGCUGCAGACUGUGGAGUGGGCAUUGAAGGCAAGGAAGGAAAGCAAGCAUCUUUGGCGUCAGACUUCUCCAUAACUCAGUUCAAACACCUUGGUAGGUUACUGAUGGUCCACGGACGCAACAGCUACAAGAGGUCGGCUGCCCUCAGCCAGUUUGUCAUCCACAGAAGCUUGUGCAUCAGUACCAUGCAGGCUGUUUUCUCUUCAGUGUUUUAUUUUGCAUCUAUUCCUCUGUACCAGGGUUUCCUUGUUAUAGGGUAUUCCACAAUCUACACCAUGUUCCCAGUGUUCUCUCUUGUUUUAGACAAAGAUGUUAAAUCAGAAGUUGCAAUGCUUUAUCCAGAACUCUAUAAAGAUCUUGCCAAGGGUCGACCGUUGUCUUUCAAAACAUUUCUGGUUUGGGUUUUGAUUAGUAUAUACCAAGGCGGAAUAAUCAUGUACGGCGCUCUCCUGCUGUUUGAUUCGGAGUUUGUGCAUGCAGUGGCCAUCUCCUUCACCUCGCUCAUUCUCACUGAGUUGCUGAUGGUGGCACUCACAAUCCAGACCUGGCACUGGCUCAUGAUCGUGGCAGAACUCCUCAGCCUCAGUUGUUACAUCGCUUCUCUUGUCUUCUUGCAUGAGUUUAUUGAUAUCUACUUUAUCAUCACAUUAUCCUUCCUGUGGAAAGUCUCAGUAAUCACUCUGAUCAGCUGUCUUCCGCUGUACAUACUGAAAUACCUGAGGAGAAAGUUUUCGCCACCGAGCUACUCCAAGCUGACCUCGUAGAUUCUGAUGUCUAUGACCCCACUCCAGUUGGGAAUCACGCCCAACAAUUUAGGGAAUUUAUUUGACGGUUUCAACUACUGAUGAACUAAAAUGCUACCAUAACAGUAAUGAUCAACUGGUGGAAAACAAUUGGGUGGUAAAGAUGACCAGAGAUGUGACCUGCUGCUUCAGUCAUAGGAUUUAAUGACACCCAGUCAAAAAGGGAAAUAAUGCACUGUUCAAAAGCAGGAGGCUAGAAAAGAAUAGAUUAAUGGUAGAAGAAUCAUCAACCUAUUGCAGCCAAUGAGCCACUGAUAAAAUGUAUGUGUAAAUGUGCUUAUCUUUA
Molecule: messenger RNA, 3627 nt
Organism: Amblyraja radiata (thorny skate)
Lineage: Eukaryota; Metazoa; Chordata; Chondrichthyes; Rajiformes; Rajidae
Gene: atp9a
Product: ATPase phospholipid transporting 9A
Exons: 28
Coding region: 162-3302 (1046 amino acids)
Biological process (GO): endocytosis; phospholipid translocation; retrograde vesicle-mediated transport, Golgi to endoplasmic reticulum
Cellular component (GO): endosome; plasma membrane; trans-Golgi network
Molecular function (GO): magnesium ion binding; ATP hydrolysis activity; ATPase-coupled intramembrane lipid carrier activity
Source: RefSeq, a predicted model, not a curated record